UAGUAAUCGAGAGGUCCAAUUGAUAUUAUUUACGCGUUUGGUAUGAUAUUGCUGUACAGUUGAUAACUGGAGCUCCAGAAUCGAGUACAGAGACGAUGAACCAGAAGUGGAUCGGGUGCGGUUGCGUGCUCCUUUCGCUGCUCUUCGUUGCCAUUGCGCAGGACGAACCAGACCUCGGCUCAGCUCGUGUUGUUUUUCAGACGAAUUAUGGAGACAUUGAGUUUGGAUUCUAUCCUACCGUGGCGCCCAAGACGGUUGAGCACAUCUUCAAACUUGUCCGUUUGGGAUGCUACAACACUAACCAUUUCUUUCGGGUUGAUAAGGGCUUUGUUGCGCAAGUGGCAGAUGUCGUUGGUGGAAGAAUAGCUCCCAUGAAUGAAGAGCAAAGAGUGGAAGCCGAGAAAACUGUUGUUGGGGAAUUUAGUGAUGUCAAGCAUGUAAGAGGGAUCCUUUCUAUGGGGAGGUAUUCUGAUCCAAACAGUGCAUCAUCCUCAUUUUCAAUACUUCUGGGAGAUGCCCCUCACCUUGAUCGACAGUAUGCUAUUUUUGGAAGAGUUACACGUGGUGAUGAGACUUUGAGAAAGUUUGAGCAGCUUUCUACCCGUCGUGAGGGGAUCUUUGUUAUGCCAACUGAGCGCAUUACCAUUUUGUCCUCGUACUAUUAUGAUACAAAGAUAGAAACGUGUGAACAGGAGAAUUCAGUCUUGAGGAGAAGACUCACUGCAUCGGCUGUUGAAAUUGAAAGACAGAGAAUGAGAUGCUUCCCAUGACCCAACAAGUGAAAAGCUGGCCAAGAAGAAAAUUGUAUAGCUACUUCAUUUGGAUAUCUCAUGCAUCAUGUCUAUAUUUUGUUCCCAUGAAUUAGGGCCUACAUAUUUAGAUACUGAAGCCUGAAUUACCCAGCUCCAAGAAGUGCAAAAAACACAAGCAACUAUAGCUGCAUAAUCCUUGUGUUCCAUACUUCCAUUGUCUUUUGGCUGUGCCUGUUCUUUGCUAAUCCUAUACUUGAAAUUUGGUGAAGCUCUAA
Messenger RNA from Diospyros lotus (date-plum), 1027 nucleotides. Its product is annotated as peptidyl-prolyl cis-trans isomerase CYP23. The record is from RefSeq and is a predicted model, not a curated record. Gene Ontology annotation, biological process: protein peptidyl-prolyl isomerization. Bases 96 to 770 code for a protein of 224 amino acids. NCBI's taxonomy places the organism in Eukaryota, Viridiplantae, Streptophyta, Magnoliopsida, Ericales, Ebenaceae. Gene Ontology annotation, molecular function: peptidyl-prolyl cis-trans isomerase activity. The transcript is spliced from 8 exons.